AUGCCGUGGGACGACAUCGAGAGAUGUUGUCGCGAAGCCUGUCAGCACGCCGAGGAGAUCCACGGGGGCCGGCUGAGGUUGGUGCAGGAUGCUCUCGUUGUGCCACAUUCGGAGGAAACGUUGGCGAUGCUGGUGAACGUGCGCAUCAAGGGGGGCAGCAAAGACCUGGCGCAGCACCUGACAUGGCUCACGUUGCGCAUUCCUGCAAUGCAAAAGUUGAUCGAGAUCAUGCGCGACAGCGGCUAUCCAGGCUAUGGCAACAACGGCCUGAACUCAUUCGACAGAGUGGCAACCCGCCUCCACGAAAGGUACUCUCAGACAUACGCAUAUAAAUAUGGGGAGGCGAAGUUCAUCCCGCAGGCAGUGCAGGAUGCGGUACAACAGCUAGACGGGGCCAAAGACACCAUCGUUCAAGACAAAGUGGCGACGCCUCCAGAGCCGGCAAAACCGGCCGCGCCACUCGCUGAGGCGGCAGGCGCCCAGAUCGCGCCUGUCGCUGAGGCGAGUGCCGGAGACGAGGGGGGCGCCGCGGAGCGUCCCGCGGAGGCGGACGAGGGCGCCGCUGCCGCGGCGGCUGCCGGAGACGAGGGGGGCGCCGCGGAGCCUCCCGCGGAGGCGGACGAGGAGCGCGCCGGCCCCGCGGUGGCGGAGCCUCCGCUCGACGAGCGCGGCGGCGCGGCGGCGGCGGACCCCGCGCCCGCGGCGGUGGCCCCCGCAGCCGCCUUCGCCCCCGCGGCCGAGCCGCCGCCGGCGGCGCCUGCAGCGCCCGGGACGGCCGCGACGAACGCAGAGGAGCCGCACUGGACGGUGCUGCUCCUCCAGGCUUCCGCUCUCGCCCAGCGGGCCAAAAAGCUGCGCGACCAGGAGCGCGCCGCUCAGUUCUGGAGAUGCGAGGGCGCGAUGGAUGGGGCGGGGCGCUCGCUUCACUGCAGCCCGGGGCCGCGCGCGCUGACCGCGCCCGUCAGGGCAGCUCGGCCCGCGAAGGCCGCCGUCGCCACGCCGUCGGCGCCGGGCGACGGCGCGCCGAUGACUCGCGCGGAGGUGGUCGCCGAGAUGCGCGAGCGGCUCAGCUGUCCGCGGGCGAAGCCGAGCAACCAGCAACGAGCUCCGACGCCCGCGUCCGCCCUGGCGGGCUUCUGCCAGAUCACUUCCAACUGCCGCUCCCGCAGCCGCGCCGCCGCCCGCUGGACCUCGGGCCCGCCGGCGGGGCAGUCGGGGGGCGCCGCAGACUUCGCUGGACUUUGCCCUCCUGCGCCUGAGGAGCGCGUGCCGGAGGGACUUGCUUACAAGGGCUUCGCCCCCAUUGUCAUUGCCGGGAGCAGCGAAGGGCAGCGAAAGAUCAGUAGGGUGUCGCCUUCGUUCGAGAUCCCGAACCAGGAGAAGGCUAGCUUCCGGCUCGUCCUCUGCCCGAGGCCGAGUCCCGACGGCAAAGGUGGGCCCUGCUUCAAGAAGGCCGGCGGCUGGGGCAGCGUGCAGCUGAAGUGCGAAGUCUCCAGAGGAACGGUCCAGUACACGAUCUCGCUCACCAACGGGCGGCCCGACUUCCCCAGGCAAGCCCGGGGGCCCUUCACGCACGACUUCGCAAAGCAGAGUACAGCUUCGCUUCCCAAAGAUCAGGAGCAGUGGGACUUCACGAAGGCCGUCGACCCGGACAUGCAGACGUUCACGGUCUGUUUGGAGGUGAACCUGGCCGACGGCAGCUAG
Prorocentrum cordatum is the source of this 1704-nucleotide messenger RNA. NCBI's taxonomy places the organism in Eukaryota, Dinophyceae, Prorocentrales, Prorocentraceae. The record is from the annotation of a GenBank genome assembly.